AUGAGGGUACCUCAUUUACUCGGUCUGAUGAGCUAGCGGCUGCUGUCCUCUAUGCGACAUGCAAAGACACUUGGUCGUCAGUCCUUGGAUAAACGGCAAGGUCCCAGGGCUGGAUCAAUGAAUGGGCUGAACUUGAACGAAAAGGCGAACAAAAAGGGAGCUCGGGCACAGUGACGCCUGUUCCGUGCGGAAGUGGGGUGAGAGUUAGGAGUUGAAACCUGUGAUCUCCAGGAGGUGCGAGGGCUGCGCUUCGGUCCCAACAAGCUGGUCUCCGGGGAAAAGGGCUGCUCCGCACUCGAGUAUCAGCAGCAGUUCCUGUUGCAGGAACUCCGUUGCUAAAGCAGGGCUUCCCAACCCUGGUCCCGGAGAUUCCUGGUUUUCAUGAUGUGCCAUGGGGGCCUGCUCUGUCUCCCUCUCCUGCUGUUUCUCAUUCAGGUGGGACCCUCUGUCUCUGUUCAGGAUAUUCAGACCAACCAGGAGACCAUCGUGAAGAUUAACACUGCCGCACAGUUGAUGCAGUGCUCUGCAGGCAUUGAUAUCCUCUUCUUGAUAGACAGCUCCUACAGCAUUGGGAAGGGCAGCUUUGAGAGGUCCAAACACUUUGCUCUGAAGUUUUGUGAGGCUCUGGACAUCCAGCCGAACAAGGUAAGAGUGGGGGUGAUUCAGUACAGCUCCACGGCACGACUGGAGAUUCCGCUGGAAUCCUACCAAACUAAGGAACAGCUGAGGAAACAACUGAAGAAGCUUUCCUUCAAGGGCGGCAGCACACAGACAGGGUUGGGUUUGAAGUACGUGCUACGGAAGGGCUUCCCCGACGGGCGUAACAGCACCGUGCCCCGCAUCCUCAUCCUGCUCUCUGACGGAAAGUCCCAAGGCAACGUGGAGGCGCUCGCUUCCGAGGUGAAGAGUUCUGGCAUCAUCCUGUUUGCUGUGGGAAUCCGAUACCCAAGGUGGGAGGAACUUCAUGCCAUGGCCAGUGAUCCCACGGAGUUGCAUGUCCUGUUUGCAGACCACUUUUAUGAUGCGAUCAAUGGCCUGUACAGCACCCUGACCACAUCCUCCAUCUGUUCUGCCGUGCCCACAGGCUGUAGGAUAGAACCUUUUCCCUGUGAGCGGAAAACCCUAGAGAUGGUCAAGGAGCUGCAUGGAAAUUUCAUGUGCUGGAAGGGAUCCAAAGGCUAUGCACCAGCUACCACCCUUUGCCCAUAUUACAGGUGGAACCGAUUUUAUCGGAAACAUCCAUCUACAUGCCACCGAACAGUAUGUCCAGACCCCUGUGACUCCCAGCCCUGUCAGAAUGGGGGCACCUGCAUGUCUGAGGGGCUGGAGAGGUACAGCUGUGCCUGUCCUUCAGGGUAUGCGGGCGACCCCAACUGUGCCCCUAAGCUAACUCUGGACUGCACGGUGGACCUGCUCUUCCUGGUGGAGGGCUCUACCACUCUCACCCUUGAGGGGUUCCUGCGCUUCAAGUCCUUCCUGAAGCGCUUCAUGCAGGCGGUGCUGGCAGCGGACACCCCCGUGAACGUGGGCCUGGCCCAGUACGCCGGCGAGGUGCGGAUGGAGAUGAGGGUGGGGGAGUACGUGGCUGUGUCGGAGCUCCUGGGGGCGGUCGACGGGAUGCGCUACGGCGGCGGGGAGGCCAAGACGGGCAAGGCGCUCCGCUACGUCACCCGCAACGGCUUUAAGAGCACGCCGGUGUUCGCCGACGUUCAGGACGACCUGCCGCGGGUGGUGGUGCUGCUCACCGAUUCGCCGUCAGCUGACUCGGUCAGCGAGCCGGCCCGCUACGCGCGGGACCGCGAGAUCUUCCUCAUCGCCCUGGGACCUGAGGCGCUGAAGGCCCAGCUCAAUAACAUCACCGGGAACCCCCAGCGCACCGUUACCUACGCCGUGCCUGACGCCCUGUUCACCAAGGUGCCGGACCUCAGAGCCAAGAUCUGCAGUGUUGACAGCCAAGGCUGUUUAGGUCAGGCAGUGGACCUGGUCUUCGCCCUCGACGCCUCUUCGGGGGUGGGGCAGGAGAACUUCGCCCGCCUGCGGGACUUUGUGAGGAGCGUCUCGGUGCAGUUCGACAUCAACCGGGACGUGGCCCAGAUCGGCCUGGUGGUGUACGGCCAGAGGCCCGUGACGACCUUCGACCUGGACGCCCACGACUCGGGUUCGGGCGUCCUGCGGGCAGUCGGCGAGGCCGCCUACUUGGGCGGGGGGUCGUCCACGGGCAGCGCCCUGCUCCACGUGCACAGCCAGACGCUCACCGUGCACCGGGGGGCGCGCCCGGGGGUCAACAAGGCCGUGGUGGUGGUCACCGACGGGGCCGGGGCGGAGGACGCGGCGGUUCCGGCCCAGAAGAUCCGGGACAACGGAGUUCCCAUCUUUGUGAUCGGGAUCGGCGACGUCCAGACGGACAGCCUCCUGCGCAUCGCCGGCUCGCGGGAUCACAUGAUCUCCGUCCCCUCUUACGAGGACCUCAAGUACUUCGAGGACGUGUUGGUGCAGACGGUGUGCUUCGAGGCGAAGAAGCCGGUGGACCUCUGCAGGCCGAACCCCUGCAUGAACGACGGGAUCUGCAUCCUGCUGCGCGGGAGCUACCGCUGUGAGUGCAGAGGCUGGGAGGGGCCGCACUGCGAGACACGUGUCACUCGGACGUCUAACCGCGGGGACCUCCCGAGGCCAGCGGCACAGCGCCGUCUGCAGAGGAAGAACCACAAAGAGCUUCUGCAGCGCCACAGAGCCCGCUAUCGCCGGACACACUGAUGUACCCCCCCCCCCCCCAAACCCCAUUACACACACACACAUGUACCCAUACACAGCCAACUGUUAACAUUCAUCAUCCUCACCAUCAGCAUUCAUCUCCUUUCACUGAGAAUAGGCGACACAAACAACACAACUGUGUUUCAUUUGCAAAAAAGUAAAUGCAUGGUGAAAAUGUGACUGUGUUCUCAAAACUCUUCAUAUAAUUAAGAAAAUCAUAUAGUGGUAUGGUAUCUAAAAAGAAAGUGCUAUCACAAAAACUCCUCACUAAAGAUACAAAACACACACACACACACACACACUGACCUACAGGACCCACUAUUGAGAGACAUACAUAAUGUAUGGCAUUAUGUGAGGUACGGCUCAGUGUGCAUAGCAUUAAGUUCCGCAGGAAAUAAUAUAGUGCUAAUCAGGAAAUGUAUUGAGUCGUAUAACGUGUGUACUGGGUACUGAAAUAUUUUCUCAAGAUUUGUACCGAGACUUUGCAUCCUUCUACUGUUGUACAAUGCAAAAAUGACUUGCCAUAUAUUGUACAUACUGGUGUGCAACAACACAGCAGACCAAUUAUUUGUUUAUUCAAAUGAAUAUUCCAUUUAUUUUCCCACUAUUACACAUCUCCUCUGUCUGACAAUAAACUGAAGAGAACAUGCCACAUUAUGAUUGGUGCAGUAGCCAUUUUAUCCUGCCCCACUGAAUUUGUGUCUCUUUACAAUGUGCCUUAUCUAUAACCUGUCUAUGUACACAUUGCCUUCAUUACUUAAGGGAUUUUCCUUGUAUAAAUGAGGAAGACUAUUUUUUGUAUUGUAAAAUAUUUAUUUUUUGCUUACCGACUGUAGCCUUGUACUAUAAAAUGAUUAAAAAUGUGACUUGUUUUCUAUA
Conger conger (European conger) is the source of this 3630-nucleotide messenger RNA. RefSeq names its product von Willebrand factor A domain containing 2 (gene vwa2). NCBI's taxonomy places the organism in Eukaryota, Metazoa, Chordata, Actinopteri, Anguilliformes, Congridae. Gene Ontology annotation, molecular function: calcium ion binding. The record is from RefSeq and is a predicted model, not a curated record. Gene Ontology annotation, cellular component: basement membrane. Bases 382 to 2754 code for a protein of 790 amino acids. Gene Ontology annotation, biological process: calcium-independent cell-matrix adhesion. The transcript is spliced from 16 exons.